AUGUCAAGAGACGCUCCAAUAAAAGCUGAAAAAGAUUACUCUGAAAUUUUAAAGGAUGAGUUCCCUAAAAUUGAGAGCUUAGCUAUAAAUGAUGAAAAAGCAGCGUUAGAAAAAUAUUUAGCGUUAGAAAAAAAACGAGACAGGCAGCUGAUCUUGUCUACUUCAAAAGCAAUUAUGGCUAAAAUUGUUGAUCUUUUAACUAGUAAGGGUGAUUGGGAGGAACUAGGGGAACAAUUAACCUUAUUAUCUAAGAAGCAUGGCCAAUUAAAAUUAUCAAUUCAAUAUAUGAUUCAAGAGAUUAUUAGACACCUAAAUAGUGAUUCUGGCAUUACUUUACCAAUUAAAAUUAAGACAAUCGAAACCAUUAGAACUGUUACUGAGAACAAAAUAUAUGUAGAAGUUGAAAGAGCAAGAGCUACAAGAGACUUGGUAGCAAUUAGAAGAGCAGAAGGUAAUAUCGAAGAAGCAGCUAAUAUUCUCUGCGAGUUACAAGUUGAAACAUAUGGCUCAAUGGAAAUGACUGAGAAGAUCGAAUUCAUUUUGGAGCAAAUGGAGCUGAGUAUAUUGAAGGGUGAUUAUUCUCAAGCUACUGUUCUUUCGAGAAAAAUUUUAAAGAAAACUUUCAAGAAUGAAAAAUAUGAGACCUUGAAAAUUGAAUACUAUAAAUUAUUAAUCAGAAUCGGUCUACAUAAAAAGGAUUAUUUGGAUGUAGCCCAAUAUUUCCAAGAAAUUUAUAACACAAAAUCAAUCAAAGAAGAUGAAUUAAAAUGGAAGGAUUCAUUAACCCACAUGGUAUAUUUCUUGAUUUUAGCGCCUUAUGGUAAUUUACAAAAUGAUUUAAUCCAUAAAACACAAUUAGAUAAUAAUUUGAAAAAAUUAGAAACACAAGAAUCUCUAGUCAAAUUAUUCUUAACUCAAGAAUUAAUGAGAUGGCCAAUGGUUAAAACUACAUACGAAUCUACUUUAUUACAAGAUGAGGUAGCUUUCGGUAGUAAAGAUAGCGCUAUUCAUUGGGACGAACUUCGUAAAAGAAUUAUCGAACAUAAUUUGAGAGUUAUUUCUAAAUAUUAUUCAAGAAUAUCUUUAUCCAGACUAAAUGAACUAUUAGACCUAACUGAAUCCGAAACAGAACAAUUUAUUAGUGACUUAGUUAAUCAAGGUAUUAUUUAUGCCAAGGUUAACAGACCUGCAAGAAUUGUCAAUUUUGAAAGACCAAAGAAUUCAAGCGAAUUAUUAAAUGAAUGGUCAGAUAAUGUUGAUAAAUUAUUAGAAAAUAUUGAAACUAUUGGUCAUUUAAUAACCAAGGAAGAAAUCAUGCAUGGCUUAAAAGCAAAAUAA
Molecule: messenger RNA, 1338 nt
Organism: Henningerozyma blattae CBS 6284
Lineage: Eukaryota; Fungi; Ascomycota; Saccharomycetes; Saccharomycetales; Saccharomycetaceae
Gene: RPN5
Product: proteasome regulatory particle lid subunit RPN5
Exons: 1
Coding region: 1-1338 (445 amino acids)
Cellular component (GO): cytoplasm; proteasome regulatory particle, lid subcomplex; nuclear proteasome complex
Source: RefSeq, a predicted model, not a curated record